AACAUGAGCAAAACUCCUACUAAUAUUACGAUGCCCUUGAAAAGUGAGUGUAAAUCGGCAUCUAACACUGUGGUGGUAGAUAAGCUGGAUUCCAGGGUAUCGAUCGAUAUGGAGGCGCCCGAAUUUAAAGAUUUUGCCAAAACGAUGGUGGAUUAUAUAGCCAAUUACUUGGAAAACAUACGCGAAAGGCGAGUGCUGCCGGAGGUGAAGCCUGGUUAUUUGCAGCCACUGAUACCAGAGACCGCACCGGAGAAGCCCGAGGAUUGGCAGGAUGUGAUGAAGGACAUUGAGAGAGUGAUCAUGCCGGGCGUGACCCACUGGCACAGUCCCAAAUUCCAUGCUUAUUUCCCAACGGCCAACUCCUAUCCGGCAAUUGUGGCGGAUAUGCUGAGCGGUGCGAUCGCCUGCAUUGGAUUCACCUGGAUCGCGAGUCCAGCAUGUACUGAGCUCGAAGUGGUCAUGCUCGAUUGGUUGGGCAAGAUGCUGGACUUGCCGUCGGAGUUUCUGGCUUGUUCGGGUGGCAAAGGCGGCGGCGUCAUUCAGGGCACAGCCAGCGAGUCCACUUUGGUGGCAUUGCUGGGCGCCAAGGCGAAGAAGAUGCAGGAGGUGAAGGCAGAGCAUCCAGAUUGGGAUGAGCAGACGAUCAUUGGCAAACUAGUGGGCUAUGCCUCCGCCCAGGCGCAUUCCUCUGUGGAACGCGCUGGACUUUUGGGUGGCAUCAAGCUGCGCUCGGUGCCGGCUGACGAGCACAAUCGCCUACGUGGCGAUGCUUUGGAGGCGGCAAUCAAGCAAGAUUUGGCUGAUGGUCUGAUACCCUUCUAUGCCGUGGUCACCUUGGGCACCACAAACUCGUGCGCCUUCGAUCGCCUGGAUGAGUGCGGUCCGGUGGGCAACAAGCACAAUGUGUGGGUGCAUGUGGAUGCUGCGUAUGCCGGAUCCGCUUUCAUUUGCCCAGAGUAUCGUCAUUACAUGAAGGGCAUGGAGACCGCCGACUCGUUCAACUUCAAUCCACACAAAUGGAUGUUGGUCAACUUCGAUUGUUCGGCCAUGUGGCUUAAGGAUCCCAGCUGGGUGGUGAACGCAUUCAAUGUGGAUCCACUGUACCUGAAGCAUGACAUGCAGGGCUCAGCACCCGACUAUCGCCACUGGCAAAUUCCACUGGGUCGCCGAUUCCGUGCCCUCAAGCUCUGGUUUGUGCUGCGUCUGUACGGUGUGGAGAAUCUUCAGGCUCACAUUCGACGCCAUUGUGGUUUUGCCAAGCAGUUCGGUGAUCUCUGUGUGAAGGAUGAGCGCUUUGAGCUUGCUUCCGAGGUGAAUAUGGGUCUGGUCUGCUUCCGGCUGAAGGGCAGCAAUGAGCGCAACGAGGCGCUGCUCAAGCGCAUCAAUGGACGCGGCAAUAUACACAUGGUGCCGGCCAAGAUCCGCGAUGUCUACUUCUUGCGCAUGGCUGUUUGCUCCCGGUUCACACAAAGCGAGGACAUGGAGUACUCGUGGAAGGAAGUUAGCGCUGCUGCUGAUGAAAUGGAGCAAAGUGAGGCAGCUGACGAAAAGUGAGCGGCAAAAUAAUCGAAGUAUUAAAAGUGACAUGUUUAGGGAAUAUUUUUACAUUGGUCGCUCAUCCAUCUUUCAAAUCGCAAACAUAGAGAACUGAUCCGACUUUUUACUUCCUAAAAUAUUUAAUUUUCAUUUAGCUAGCUAAAUAUAUCUGAAAUGCUUGACACAUAAUGUGGUAUUCUCAAAGUGAAACGCGGAACAGUUCGCAUAAUCAGAAAAUAAAUCAUCGUUAUUAUUGUUGUUGAUGUUUUUAAAUGCUAUCCUAUUUAAUAAAUGUGCUU
Messenger RNA from Drosophila grimshawi, 1835 nucleotides. Its product is annotated as aromatic-L-amino-acid decarboxylase. The record is from RefSeq and is a predicted model, not a curated record. Gene Ontology annotation, molecular function: aromatic-L-amino-acid decarboxylase activity; pyridoxal phosphate binding. The coding region runs from base 4 to 1554 and encodes 516 amino acids. Lineage: Eukaryota; Metazoa; Arthropoda; Insecta; Diptera; Drosophilidae. The transcript is spliced from 3 exons. Gene Ontology annotation, biological process: serotonin biosynthetic process; catecholamine metabolic process; amino acid metabolic process.